GCGCAGCGUGGGGAAAGAUGGCGGCGGCCGAGGAGGCCGGCGGCGACGGCGAGCAGUGGAGGCUGUGGCUGCCCCAGCAUGUUGUGUUCGUGCGGCUACGAGAGAGCCUGCGGGACCUGAGCCCUCCUGCGCCGGGCGCCGGGCAGCCAAGCUCGCCCAGUCUCACCAGGAACCUUCUCUUCGGGCUCGGCGCGGAGCUCUUCCUGUGGGACGGGGCGGCCGGCGCUUUCUUGGCAGUGCGCCUGCGCGGCCCAGGCCCCGCCCCUGGCGACGGGAGCCGGGGCGGCGGCGGCGGCGGCGGCGGCGGCGGCGGCGGCGGCGAGGGCCCCGCCCUGAGCCGCUAUCAGAGAUUGCUUUGUAUAAAUCCACCCCUAUUUGAAGUCUACCAAGUCCUGUUGAGCCCGACUCACCAUCAUGUGGCUCUUAUUGGCACCAGGGGACUAACCAUCUUAGAGCUUCCAAAACGAUGGGGGAAGAAUUCUGAAUUUGAAGGUGGGAAAUCAACGGUGAACUGUAGCACGACUCCUGUUGCUGAGAGGUUCUUCAGCAGCUCCCCCUCCCUGAGCCUGAAGCACGCUGCCUGGUACCCAAGUGAAGUGCUAGACCCGCAUGUGGUACUGCUGACGUCAGACAACGUGAUACGGAUCUAUUGUCUGCGGGAGCCCCAGAUCCCAGUGAAGGUGAUCCCCCUUUCUGAUGCCGAGGAAGAAAACUUGAUCCUCAACAGAGGGAGGGCGUACACGGCAUCCCUUGGAGAGACGGCCGUCGCAUUUGACUUUGGGCCUCUGGCAACAGUGCCCAAAAAUGUCUUUGGACAACGAGGCCAAGAGGAGGUGCUGGCCUACCCCCUGUACAUCCUGUAUGAGAAUGGGGAGACCUUCCUUACGUAUGUGAGUCUGAUGCAAAGCAUUGCAUCCCUGGGGAAGCUCUUGGGACCCCUGCCCAUGCAUCCAGCUGCCGAGGACAACUACGGCUAUGACGCCUGCGCCAUCCUCUGCCUGCCCUGCGUGCCCAACAUUCUCGUCAUUGCCACUGAGUCAGGGAUGCUGUACCACUGUGUGGUGCUGGAAGGGGAGGAGGAGGACGAGCAGCAUUCAGAGAAAUCCUGGGAUUCCCGGGCCGACCUCAUCCCUUCUCUCUACGUGUUCGAGUGUGUGGAGUUGGAGCUCGCUCUCAGACUGGCCUCUGGAGAAGAGGACGAUGACCCCUUCGAGUCGGACUUCUCUUGUCCCAUUAAGCUGCACCGAGAUCCCAAAUGUCCCUCCCGAUAUCAUUGUACCCAUGAGGCCGGUGUCCACAGUGUGGGGCUGACUUGGAUCCACAAACUUCACAGAUUUCUUGGGUCGGAUGAGGAAGAUAAAGACAGUUUGCAAGAACUCGCUGCUGAACAGAAAUGCUUCGUAGAACACAUCCUCUGUACAAAGCCCCUGCCCUGCAGGCAGCCGGCUCCCAUCCGAGGUUUCUGGAUCGUGUCUGAUGUUUUGGGGCCCACAAUGGUGUGUGUCACCAACACCUAUGAGUGCCUCACCAGGCCUCUGCUAAGUACAGUCCACCCCACAUCUCCUCCUCUGCUCUGUGCCCGCGAGGACGUCGGCAUGGCACAGUCUCCCCUGCGCAUCCUGGCAGAGACCCAGGACUCCUUUGAGAAACACAUUCGGAGUACCCUGCAGCGCAGUGCAGCCAAUCCUGUGUUUCUGAAAUCCUCUGACAAGGAUGUGGCGCCUCCCCCUGAAGAAUGCCUCCAGCUGCUCAGUCGGGCCACGCAGGUAUUCCGAGAUGAGUACAUCCUGAAGCAGGACCUGGCCAAAGAGGAGAUCCAGCGGAGGGUGAAGUUGUUAUGUGGCCAGAAGAAGAAGCAACUUGAAGAUCUCAACUACUGCCGAGAGGAGAGGAAAAGUCUCCGAGAGAUGGCUGAGCGCUUGGCGGACAAAUACGAGGAGGCCAAGGAGCGCCAGGAAGAUCUCAUGAACAGGAUGAAGCAGCUUCUGCGAAGCUUCCACUCCCAGCUGCCAGUCCUCUCUGACAGUGAGAGGGAGAUGAAGAAGGAGCUGCAGAUGAUCCCCGACCAGCUUCGGCACCUGGGCAAUGCCAUCAAGCAGGUCACAAUGAAGAAGGACUACCAGCAGAGAAAGAUGGAAAGGGGGACGAGUCCCCAGAAGCCCACCAUUACGCUCAGCGCCUACCAGCGCAAGUGCAUCCGGACUGUUCUGAAGGAAGAGGGUGAACACAUACGAGAGAUGGUGAAGCAAAUUAACGACAUCCGCAAUCAUGUCAACUUCUGACCAAGGCCGGAGCAAGCAACAGAGAGCUUCAAGUGGACCCCUGGGGAGGAGGCCUCUGGGAGUGUCUGCCCACUGGAUUUUAUAAAUACCAAAUAAAUACGUUUUAUAAGGAAGGAGUGACUGGGCCGGCUUGGCUUCCAGGCUGGCUGGGACGCGCUCCCUGCAUGGACACAGUGACCCACACAGUCCCACUGGGCAGCAGCUUUUGUUUUUAAUGUGAACACGCGUAAGGACACACCUUCAGUACAGUUAACAAUGGUUACAGUUGAUUGAUAGCCACGAUCGCACAAGACAUCAACAGCGCGCUUGACUUCUGUCUGGGGAGCAGGAAAAGGGGUUAAGAAAGCGGGCGUUCAGAGCAUGGUCCUGGCCCCCAACAGAAGGGGAGCCAGGCUGCCCUAGGGAAGGGGAUGCACCGGCCACACCCAAGAAAAAGGGAGCAGCUUUCUCUGGGGUGCUCUCUAGCUCAUGGCCAGCUCAUGAGGGAGCUAGGAGGCCUUCAGGAGGUGGGAUUUGACUCUUCAAAAUACCUUGAAUAACACCAGUUCCAAAGAGGGAGGGGCUGGCAGAAGGUCCCAAUAGUCAGAAAGGUGUGGUAAUGGCCAGGCCUGCCCCAUGUGGCAGCUCCCUCCUCAUGAAUGCUCCAGAUGCCCUCACCAUGAUAAGCUGGUGCAGGGCCCCUCCCCCCAAUUAAUGCAGGUGAUUCCAUAAAGCUACCAGAAAGAAGGCCCUCCAGCAAUUAUUAACAGUUGGCUGUUUUCCCCAGCCAGUCCCACUCCAAACAACAGGAAGAGAACUACAAUGGUGGCUCCAAGUCUUUUGAAAUGGAAUGGGGGGGGGGGGGGUACUUGAUGGGGGGCAGCUGUGGGCAAUUUGUGGAAAAGGGAUUCCUGGUCACAUGUGUUUGUGCUUUUCUCAAACCUCCACUUUGGGUUUCCAGAGCCCACUUACACACUCACCUAGGCAGGUUCGCUUGGGGAGUUUUCCGUGGGGGUCUUCGUCUUCCCGACAAGACAAAACAGCAUAAACUGGGCUUGGAAAUACAAUCACUACCCAAUGACCUGCUCACAAAUUCAUAUUUUAAUAUAAAAUAUUCAUACAGCAGA
Molecule: messenger RNA, 3388 nt
Organism: Trichosurus vulpecula (common brushtail)
Lineage: Eukaryota; Metazoa; Chordata; Mammalia; Diprotodontia; Phalangeridae
Gene: NUP88
Product: nucleoporin 88
Exons: 17
Coding region: 18-2282 (754 amino acids)
Biological process (GO): ribosomal large subunit export from nucleus; mRNA export from nucleus; protein import into nucleus
Cellular component (GO): nuclear pore
Molecular function (GO): structural constituent of nuclear pore
Source: RefSeq, a predicted model, not a curated record